This is a messenger RNA of Odobenus rosmarus divergens (Pacific walrus), 5500 nucleotides long. It is a transcript of the gene COL24A1, whose product is annotated as collagen, type XXIV, alpha 1. The transcript has 60 exons. Bases 374 to 5500 code for a protein of 1708 amino acids. Lineage: Eukaryota; Metazoa; Chordata; Mammalia; Carnivora; Odobenidae. Gene Ontology annotation, molecular function: extracellular matrix structural constituent. The record is from RefSeq and is a predicted model, not a curated record.
ACAGAGUCGCCUUUGAACCGCAAGUGAACUCGAGGGCUGCACUCGCGGCGGAGUUCCAGCUGCUGCCGGCGCCCCGCCGCCUGCCAGUGAGGUCUUGCUCCUCGCCCGCCCUCCCAGGGGAGCGCUCCCCCCCGGGCUCGUCCGUUAUCGAGCUAGGGAGCUAAGCCUAGCUGAUUGAUCUACCCUUUGGGUGCUAUUUCUUUCCUCUUCCUAUUUCCCUCCUCCCUUUUUGUUGUUGUUGUUGCGGUUUUGGAGCAUCGUUUUCAUGUGAUUUUUUUUUUUCCUUUUUCAUGGCCAGUACCUGCACCCUUAGCAGUUCGGAGUUGCCUUCUGUUUUCCGUUAGCGCUUCGCUGCAGGGACAAAUGCAUACAAAUGCAUUUAGGAGCCCACAGGACAAGGCGUGGAAAGGUCUCCCACACGGCAAAAACGAAACUGCUUCUUCAUCUUAUUGUGCUAUGUGUGGCAGGAGGUGCUGUUCAUGCACAAGAACAAGGCAUAGAUAUUCUUCAUCAGCUAGGCCUUGGAGGCAAAGAUGUAAGACAUUCAUCAUCAGUGACUGCUGUACCAUCAUCACCUACACCAUUACCUCAGGGGUUCCAUCUAACAGAAUCAGGUGUCAUUUUAACAAAUGAUGCUUACAUUGAGUCACCUCUCUUGAAAAUUUUACCAGUCAACUUAGAACAGCCAUUUACAAUAUUAAUUGGGUUGCAGUCACAUAGAGUAAACAAUGCAUUUCUCUUCAGCAUUAGAAAUAAAAAUAUACUGCAAUUAGGAGUGCAAUUAUUACCUAAAAAAUUAGUAGUAUACCUUGGAGGAAAGCAGUCUGUAUUUUUCAACUACAGUUUUCACAAUGAGCAAUGGCACUCAUUUGCUAUUACUAUUAGAAACCAAGUUGUCUCAAUGUUUGUUGAGUGUGGAAAGAAAUAUUUUAGCAGAGAGACUCUUUUGGAAGUUCAGACUUUUGAUUCUAACAGUGUGUUUACCUUAGGAAGUAUGAAUAAUAAUUCUGUACAUUUUGAAGGAAUAGUAUGUCAGUUGGAUAUUAUUCCUUCUGCAGAAGCAUCUGCAGAUUAUUGCAAAUAUGUGAAGCAGCGUUGUCGCCCUGAGAUAAGCCUUCUUCAUACAACCAUCAUACCAGCUGAGAUACUGGAAAACUCUCGUUUGCCCAAACAAUUUGGUGAAAAAUUGCUGUCAGAGGACACAUUUACUAAAGUCAAAAGCAUCCCAAAUAUCAUAAUUAACGAUUCUGCCACAGUCCGUAAACCACAAGGACACCAGAUAUCAAAAUCUCAGUCAACCUCUCUUCGUUCAAGCAAUGUCUCCGCUGUGGAUCUUGUAAACCAUGGAAUUCAGGCCAAAGAAAUGAUCACUGAGGAACAUACUCAGACAAAUUUAAGCCUAUCGGUGACCCAUCAUCUCAAUAAGGCAAGAACAAAUAGCAAGGAGAAAUUUAGUUCUCUCCCAAAUGUGUCUGACAAUAUCACACAACAUAAUGAUAGAGUAACUGGUUUGUCACCAUUUAAGAAGAUAUCAUCUGUUCUUCCACAUAUGAAACAAGAAACAAUUACUAAUCUCAAGAAGGCUAUCACAGCAAAUCUACACACUAAUGAACUCAUGGAACUACAGCAGAUUUUAAACACAACCUUAUACAGAGUGACAGAUGAGCCGGCUGUGGACAAUCACCUUGACGUGAGGAAAGAAGGUGAAUUUGAUCCUGACGCUACCUACCCCAUUGAAAGUACCUAUGAGACUGACCUUUAUGAUUAUGAUUAUUAUUAUGAGGAUCUUAAUACAAUGCUUGAAAUGGAGACUCUAAGAGGGCCAAAAGGGGACACUGGACCUCCUGGUCCACCAGGUCCAGCAGGUAUUCCAGGUCCAUCAGGAAAGAGAGGUCCACGGGGCAUACCAGGGCCACAUGGAAAUCCUGGGUUACCUGGAUUGCCAGGUCCAAAGGGCCCCAAAGGAGAUCCAGGAUUUUCCCCUGGACAAGCUGUUCCUGGAGAAAAGGGCAAUCAAGGCCUUUCUGGAUUAAUGGGGCCCCCUGGUAUGCACGGUAAUAAGGGACUCAAAGGCUAUCCAGGGCUCCCAGGACUCCAAGGUGAACCAGGAAUUCUAGGAUUCACUGGUAAUAUUGGUUCACGUGGUUACCCUGGCAGGCAGGGUUUAGCUGGACCAGAAGGUAAUCCAGGUCCUAAAGGUGUACGAGGUUUUAUUGGCUCUCCUGGAGAAGUAGGGCAACCGGGACCUGAAGGAGAAAGAGGUGUUCCUGGGAUCCGGGGAAAGAGGGGUCUUAAGGGAAGACAGGGUUUUCCGGGUGACUUUGGAGACAGAGGCCCUGCUGGCCCUGAUGGCAGUCCUGGACUUGUAGGUAGCAUUGGUCCUCCAGGAUUUCCUGGGCUUAGAGGCGAUAUUGGCCCUAUUGGACCAUUCGGACCUUCUGGAACUCCUGGCCCAAUGGGUCUUUCUGGGAAUAAGGGCCUACCUGGAAUCAAAGGUGAUAAGGGUGAACAAGGCGUUACAGGAGAGCCAGGAGAACUAGGGUAUCCUGGAGACAAGGGUGCUGUUGGUGUUCCAGGACCACCAGGGAUGAGAGGAAAGCCAGGACCUUCAGGCCAGAUAGGUGACCCAGGACCCCAAGGACCAUAUGGCCCUCCAGGACCAGAGGGUUUUCCAGGAGAUAUUGGGAUUCCUGGACAAAAUGGCCCUGAAGGAUCAAAGGGACUCCUUGGAAAUAGGGGGCCUCCUGGACCGCCUGGUCUCAAAGGACUUCAGGGAGAAGAAGGACCAUUUGGACCCUUUGGAGAACUGGGGCCAAGAGGAAAACCAGGUCAAAAGGGUUUUGCAGGUGAACCAGGACCAGAAGGCUUAAAGGGCGAAGUAGGAGAUCAAGGAAACAUUGGAAAGAUUGGUGAAACAGGACCUGUUGGUUUACCUGGAGAAGUUGGGACUACUGGAAGCAUUGGUGAAAAGGGAGAACGUGGAAGUCCAGGUCCACUAGGUCCCCAGGGGGAAAAGGGUGUUAUGGGAUAUCCAGGUCCUCCUGGGGAUCCAGGACCCAUUGGUCCACUGGGAUUACCUGGUCAUGUGGGGGCAAGAGGACCACCUGGGAGUCAAGGUCCUAAGGGACAAAGAGGACCAAGAGGACCAGAUGGUGUCUUAGGGGAACAAGGUGUACAGGGUGUCAAGGGUGAAAAAGGAGAUCAAGGAAAAAGAGGGCCUUAUGGUCUUAUUGGUAAGACUGGAAACCCCGGAGAGAGAGGAGUUCAAGGGAAACCAGGUUCACAAGGACCCCCUGGGAGUACAGGAGACAGAGGACUUGAAGGAGAACCAGGACCACGAGGGUUGCAAGGGGAUGCUGGACCUCCUGGAGAAAUGGGUGCUCAGGGGCCUUCAGGUAUUGAGGGAGACUCUGGUCUGCAAGGUGAACCAGGUGCAAAGGGAAAUGUUGGACCUGCAGGCAAUGUUGGAGUUGCUGGAGAACCAGGGUUACGGGGUGAACCAGGAGCUCCUGGAGAAGAAGGUCUCCAAGGAAAAGAUGGAUUAAAGGGGAACCCCGGAGGAAGGGGUCUUCCCGGAGAGGAUGGUGAAAAAGGAGAGACAGGCUUACCAGGGGCUUCAGGGCCCUUGGGUAGACCAGGUCUAACGGGCCCUCCGGGACCUGCAGGAACUGUGGGCAUUCCAGGACAAAGAGGUCGUCCAGGGAAAAAGGGUGAUAAAGGACAAAUAGGGCCCACAGGAGAAAUUGGAAGCAGAGGUGCUCCUGGACAAAUUGGGGAAAGUGGUCCUAAGGGUGCCAGAGGAACUAGAGGUGCUGUGGGACAUUUAGGAUUGUUGGGACCUGAUGGAGAACCAGGAAUUCCAGGAUAUAGGGGCCAUCAGGGUCAACCAGGACUUUCUGGGUUGCCAGGACCUAAAGGAGAAAAGGGUUAUCCAGGAGAAGAUAGCACAGUACUAGGACCACCUGGGCCUCGAGGUGAACCAGGCCCAGUCGGGGAACAAGGAGAGAGGGGAGAGCCUGGAGCAGAGGGCUAUAAGGGUCAUGUGGGUUUACCAGGACCAAGAGGUGCUGCUGGACACCAAGGGCCCCCAGGUGAGCCAGGUGACCAAGGUGAACAAGGACUAAAAGGAGAGAGACGAUCUGAAGGCCCUAGGGGGAAAAAAGGAGCUCCUGGUCCUUCUGGGAAACCUGGGAUUCCUGGUCUUCCUGGCCUACCUGGGCCAAAAGGCAUGCAAGGAUACCAGGGAGCUGAUGGCAUUUCAGGAAACUCUGGAAAAGUUGGGCUACCGGGAAAACAGGGACUUCCUGGCACCAGAGGCAGCCCAGGAAGAACGGGACUGGCGGGGUCUCCAGGUCCUCGAGGAGCCAAGGGCUCAUCAGGCCUUGCGGGAAGCCCAGGGGUUCCAGGCCCAAAGGGUGAACAAGGGCUACCUGGUCAACCUGGAAUUCAAGGUAAAAGAGGUCACCGAGGAGCACAAGGUGAUCAAGGACCAUGUGGAGAGCCUGGUCUGAAAGGGCAGCCUGGAGAACAUGGUGUUCAAGGUUUGACAGGUUUCCAAGGAUUCCCAGGCCCCAGAGGUCCAGAGGGAGAUGUUGGCAUUGUUGGAAUAUCAGGUCCUAAAGGUCCUAUUGGACAGAGAGGAAACACUGGCCCCUUUGGCAAAGAAGGUAUAAUAGGCCCAACAGGUAGAACUGGACCCAGAGGUGAAAAAGGCAUCAGAGGUGAAACUGGUCCCCAAGGGCCAAGAGGUCAACCAGGGCCUCCAGGUCCACCUGGAGCACCGGGCCCAAGGAAACAAAUGGAUAUCAAUGCUGCUAUUCAAGCCUUGAUUGAAUCACAUACUGCCCUACAGUUGGAGAGCUACCAGAAUACCGAAGUAACUUUAAUUGACUACAGUGCAGAGAUAUUCAAAACCCUGAACUACCUUAGCAAUUUACUGCACAGUAUCAAGAAUCCUCUUGGCACACGAGAUAACCCAGCACGAAUCUGUAAAGAUUUGCUUAACUGUGAACACAAAGUAUCAGAUGGAAAAUACUGGAUUGAUCCAAAUCUCGGAUGCCCUUCAGAUGCCAUUGAGGUUUUCUGUAAUUUCAGUGCUGGUGGUCAGACAUGUGUAUCUCCUGUUUCUGUAACAAAGUUGGAGUUUGGAGUUGGAAAAGUCCAGAUGAACUUCCUUCACUUACUGAGCUCAGAAGCCACCCAUAUUAUCACCAUUCACUGUCUAAACACGCCAGUGUGGACAAGUGCUCAGUCAAAUGGCUCAGGAUUGCCUAUUGGCUUCAAGGGAUGGAAUGGCCAGAUUUUUGAAGAAAACACUCUUCUUGAACCUAAAGUACUUUCAGAUGACUGCAAGAUUCAAGAUGGCAGGUGGCAUAAGGCAAAAUUCCUUUUUCACACCCAGGACCCUAAUCAGCUUCCAGUAAUUGAAGUACAAAAACUUCCUCAUCUCAAAACCCAAAGGAAGUACUACAUGGAAAGCAGUUCUGUAUGCUUUCUUUAA